Protopolystoma xenopodis is the source of this 264-nucleotide messenger RNA. Lineage: Eukaryota; Metazoa; Platyhelminthes; Monogenea; Polystomatidea; Polystomatidae. The record is from the annotation of a GenBank genome assembly.
AUGUUGGGAUAUGAACGCCGCAAGCAGACUGAAAUGCUAUUAGGUGCUCAGUAUGUUGAUGCAGCUUACGCUUCUCAAGCUCCUCCAUAUCCUGAAUCGAUAAACUAUGAUGUACUUAAAACCUUCAUUGAAAGUAGCCCUGUUCCAGAAAUUCUUGAUGUAUGGUUGGACAACAUCAUGGAAAAAAUUCCUAAAAAGCUCAAAUGUGGCAAAGAGACGGGACUGAACAAGGUUCUAGAGGAAGUGCGACAAAAUUUUUUACAA